AUGGUGGCGUUGGGCCGCGUCCGGGUGUGCGACCCCGGCGCGCUGCUCCCGGAGGGCUUCUGGGCGGCCCUGGCCGUGUGGCUGGAGAGGCCGCAGGUGGCCAACAAGCGCCUGUGCGGCGCCCGCCUCGAGGCCCGCCUGCGCGCCGCGCCGCCCGGCUCCGAGGCGCGGGGCCCCCAGCCCGACCCCGCGGGCGGCCGGCGGGGCGCGGCGGGGCGCGGGCCCGGGGCGGCCGGGGGGCCGGGCCGGCGCUGCCCCGACGGCGGCGACCCCGAGCCGGGGUCGGGACCGGCCCCGGCCGGCGGCGGGCGCGAGGACGGGCAGAGCCGCCGCCCGCGGGGAGAGGGACGCGGGGAGGCCGGAGGCGGCGACGGCGACCACCCGGCCGCGGACCUGCAGUUGCUGUGGGAACGUUUCUCCCACAGCCUCGCCGCCGGAGACAACCCGGAGAUGCUGGCCUUCCUCACCAGCUCUGGGGAGGCGGCGCGCCCGCCCGCGCCCGCCGAGCUCCACCUGGUUCUCAGAACUCUCAUCCCGAAAGCCAGCCCCCAGUGCCGGCUCGCGGCCCCGAAGAGAGAGAUGGUCGUGCAAGAUGUCUCUAGAGGAACUGCAACAUUUUUACCUUUGGAAGAAGACAGUGAGGGGAACCUAAGGGUGACAAUGAGCAAUGUGUAUCAAAUUGAGCUCAGUCGCACGGAAGGAGAAUGGUUCAUGUCUAUUUUAAUUUUCUGUCCAGAGAGAUGGCAUUCAGAUGGAGUUAUUCACCCUAAACCCACCUGGCUUGUAGAGGAGCUGCUGGGCAAGCUGGCCCGGUGGGCUGUGGAGAACAAGAGGAGAGAAUUCAAAAGCACGCUCUCUCUGGUUUCCAUCAUGAGCUACAGCAGGACCUACCAGGAACUUAAAGAGAAGUACAAAGAGAUGGUCAAGGUAUGGCCGGAAGUAACAGACCCUGAAAAGUUUGUAUAUGAAGACGUGGCCAUUGCUACGUACCUGCUGGUCCUGUGGGAAGAGGAAAGAGUGGAGCGGGGAUUAACAGCGAAGCAGUCCUUUGUGGACCUGGGCUGUGGGAAUGGCCUCUUGGUCCACAUCCUGUGCAGUGAAGGGCAUCCAGGCAGAGGGAUUGAUGUCCGAAGAAGGAAGAUCUGGGACAUGUAUGGACCCCAAACUCGGCUAGAGGAAGGUGCCAUCACCCCCGACGACAAGACCCUCUUCCCUGGCGUUGACUGGCUGGUUGGCAACCACUCAGACGAGCUCACGCCCUGGGUGCCCGUCAUCGCAGCCAGGUCCUCCUAUGACUGCCGCUUCUUCGUCCUUCCCUGCUGCUUCUUUGACUUCGCUGGGAAAUACCGCCGGAGGCAGAGCCAGAAGACACAGUACCGGGAGUACCUGGACUUCAUCCAGGAAGUGGGGCUCUCGUGCGGCUUCCACGUCCAAGAGGACUGCCUCCGGAUCCCGUCCACCAAGAGGGUCUGUCUCAUUGGGAAAUCCAGAACUUACCCUACCUCUGGAGAGGCCUGGAUGGAUGAGCAGAGGACCCGGUACAUUCGUGGCCGGCAAGGCUGCCCCACGAGCCCUCCUGGUGGCCAGCAUUCCUCUCCUGCACCCCGAGUGGUUGGCAGCAGCCUCCAAGAUGGUUCCAGAGCCUCGGGUGUGGGGGCCAAGGGUGAGGCUGAGGCCAGGCCCUCAGAGCGGGGAGCCGAAGACCCUGCCACUGCUGGCCGGCCCUGGCUGCCUGGAUUCCGCCCCAGAGAGAGAGCCCAGCGCCCAAGGAAUUGUGCCACCCUCCCUCCAGGCUUUGCUGACCAGGUGGUUUUGCAAGUGGCAGAGUUGCUGUUAGGUGGAAAGAAGCUAAACCCAACGGGUUCUCAAGAAGGAAGUGUGAAGGCCUGGAACAGCGGAGAGAGCCUCUCCUUGGCAGAAGUGGCCGGGGAGCUGGACAGGGCGACCCUGCGGAGGCUGAAGCAGGAGUGUGGAGGCCUGCAGACGCUGCUCAGAAACAGCCACCAGGUGUUUGAAGUUCUGCACGGGCGAGUUCGCAUUCGAGACUGGAGACGAGAGCCACAGAGGGAGAGGCGGCAGGGGGCCUUCAAGACCCGCCUGUGUUGGUUCUUCACUCACCACCCGGAUGGCUGUGUGCUGCCUGCUGCCAGCUGCCCAUUUGCCCAUGGGCCUGGGGAGCUGCGGCCGGCCCGGACAGCAGGAAGCACGGGCCCACCCCGUGAGCCGGCCCACGGAGGCCGGGCCUAGAGGCUGUGCUCCUGGCUGCCCUGCUUCCUCUGAAUUCCUGAUACACAGCCAGAAGCCAGAGGCACUCCCCAACUUGGGACACCCCAGGUUGCUGGGCUUGUUUUAUUCACAGCCCGAUUUCCGUGCGGCUGCCUCCUAUCGGCCAGCGUGUGUUUGCAGCACAUCUCCACAGCAGCCCUGUGGAGACCAGGGCAGCACAAGCUGCAGGCUGGGCUGCCCAGGCUUCUUCUUGGCAAAGGUGCCAUGAGGAUCAGGGAGUGCAGAGAAGGUGCCUGGGCGCCUGCUGGCGUCGGACUGGACGCUGCCACCUCGUCUCCCCUCCCCUGCUCCAGAAGACCUCCCAGAAAUGGCGUUUCCACCUUAAAUGGUUUUGUCAUUUGUUUGGUUCUUGGUGCUCCUAGGAUUUGGACUCCGCCUGCAGGAGUGCUCCACACGGCGCCUCACGCGUGCUCCGGCCAGGCCGCCCUCUCCGAGCUGUGAGGAGGCCAGGGGCGUCCCUCAGUACCUGCUGGCCCCCCAUGAGCGCCAGGCACGGGGAGCAGAAGGAUUCCUCGGCUCCCUCCCUCCCCGGUCCGCAUGCCCACUGCUGCGCCCCCUGCGUCUUUGGCGGCCUGGUCAGCAAGGCGAGAGCCACGGCCGCUGCCCACACUGGCAGGAGGCAGGAGUUGGGCUCUGCGCCCGCCUGUGUCCUGGCCCGGACCCACUCCCCUCCGUUGCUCAUUUGACCCGAUUAGUCUUUAGUUCUGGACGGUUGCUGGGUGCUGGAAUCCCGGAGUGACCCGCGCCUGCCCCCCACCCCCGCCCCUUGGCCCAGGCUCUUUCUGUGGUUGGCCGGCCAAGUGCUGCGUGUGCACUUCCCGUGCCAAGGGAGCGCAGGCUGGGAAGGCAGCGGCCGCUCAGCAAGGCUCGGCCUCUGGCUGGGAGCACAAGCAGAGGUUCGGGUCUGAGCAGUUGCUUGGCUAGCCCGGGCAGUGGGGCCGGGCCACUGUCCACAUCCAUGAGGGUUGGGCUGCGGUUGGGAGUCGGGGUGGGAUGGGUCACACUCCAAAGCCUCUGCAGAACUGGCGAGGCCGGGCUGCCCUGGGGGCGUCAUUCUGCCUGGAGACAAGACUCCCGCAUGGAGUCCAUGUGGUGAUGGUCGCAGAGUUGUUGGGUGGUCCCCCCUGAGUGGGAGUGGGGACCAUGCUGCAUCCAGCCUGGUCCUCGGGGCCCGCAGGCCCCUCCCAGUGCCAGGGGGCCAGAGUGCCCUCCCUGGACCAGAGGGGCUGCGUCCUCCCUGAGAAGCUGGCUAGCCCAGGCCCGUGGCCUCUCCCCGCGUUCUUCUGGCGCCCAACCUCGGGUGAGGGGAAAGACCCUGCAGCCGGCAGCAGUGGGAGCUGCUGCUUUGCCCCUGCCCUCCACAGGUCCUUCAGCCGGCACUGGAGUCCCAGGGGGCCAGGGCCCCUCCCGAGAGGACAUGCUGCAAGGCCCCCGGAGGUUCUGCUGCCCCGGCUCAGCCUGUGUCCUCCCACGCAAACGCAGAGGAUUGAGGUGCAAAGUCCUGCGAUGUGCGUGAGGGCUGGGAUACAUGUCUGACCUUGUGGGGUCCCCUGAGCCACGCCACCUGGACGCAAAACGGCCUGAGUCGGACGGGCCAGGUUAGGCCCAUGGGGGCUCUUUCUCCCCACAGAUGAGCUGAGGGAAUCCCAUCCAAAGGUUGGAGCCCCCACCUCCCAGCUGCUCCAGGGAGCCCCUCCUGCUUUCCCAGUUGACCAGAGAUAUUUGUGGGCAUGAACCCUGGGAGAGGGAGGGGCCGUGCAGGAGGAAGAUGCAUCUCAGAGGAGGCUCGAAGGAAUUUGCUGAGCAGGAAAUAUUUUCUGGAAAGUUCAAUGGGGCUCCUGUGGAAUCCCAAAUAUCCACACCACUAGGACGAAAUGUGUGCCUUAGAGGCCUCUGAGACUGGCUGGCCAGACUUCUGCUUUCCCACAAGGCCACGGCCCCAGGGCAGGGGCAGAGGGGUAGCGGGGCCCUGCCUGAGGCUCUUAGCAGGUCAGCAGUGGGGAGACAGCUGAGCCAAGGCUUUUCUUUUUUUCUUUUUGGUCAGUCGUGGGGC
Molecule: messenger RNA, 4339 nt
Organism: Dipodomys spectabilis (banner-tailed kangaroo rat)
Lineage: Eukaryota; Metazoa; Chordata; Mammalia; Rodentia; Heteromyidae
Gene: Trmt44
Product: tRNA methyltransferase 44 homolog
Exons: 11
Coding region: 1-2247 (748 amino acids)
Biological process (GO): tRNA methylation
Molecular function (GO): metal ion binding; tRNA (uridine) methyltransferase activity
Source: RefSeq, a predicted model, not a curated record